AUGCAAGACUCUGAAUCCAACCAACCAAAAGCCAGUAUCAUCACCAACCUCGCUGGAUAUGGAGUUGAGAUAGAUAUUCUGGAUCCACCACACGGAACGGCACCCAUCGUUCACCCAGGCGCCGCCAAGACCUACACUGAUCGUAGAACGGAAUCCGAACUGCUUUCCUAUGACGGAUAA
Cadophora gregata is the source of this 180-nucleotide messenger RNA. RefSeq lists its product as uncharacterized. The transcript has a single exon. Bases 1 to 180 code for a protein of 59 amino acids. The record is from RefSeq and is a predicted model, not a curated record. Lineage: Eukaryota; Fungi; Ascomycota; Leotiomycetes; Helotiales; Ploettnerulaceae.